CAACAUCCUCAACCUUCAAAAAGCAAGUGGAAGGGCUCAACGAAACGAAUGGCAAACUUGCUCGGGAUCUAGAGUCUGAGAGCAGGACACGAAUCGAAACACAGGACCAGCUAACUAAGAUGACCACGGAAAACAGGCAGCUUGAAGAAACAGUUAAGGUAGACAAAGAAUCACUAAGCAAGUUCGAAGCUGAAAGGAAGGAGCUUCAGUCUAGAGUUGAAGCCUUAACAGACCAUAGCAAAAUGCCUGAAAAAUUUAGUGAAUUGCAGUCACAUGUAACCGAACUAGAAUCAAAAAAUAAGACACUCUUGGAGAAAUUGAAUAAUUCCAAAACAGUCAGUAGUGCCUCUCAAGAAGAAGGUGUAACUAAUAAAGUUAUGGAAAAAACAACAGAAAAUAAUAAGGAUGAUCAUUCAAAAGAACUGCAAAAUUUAAAAUCAUCUUUGCAAGCCAAAGAAGAAGAAUUAGUAAAGGUCAAACAAAACUUGAGAGAAGUGAAGGAAAAGUUGACGCUAGCUGAGGUUGUGAGUGGAGAGGUUGAAGAACAGAGGCAAAGAGUGCGAGAAGUAGAGUCCAAGAUGGCUGUGAUGGAGGAGCAGCACCGACAACAAAUCAAAACGAUAGCUCUUGAGGCAGAGAGACAAGUUGCUGUGAAGGAACAAGAGUGUCAACAAACAAUUACUUCUGCAUAUGACCAACAAGACAAUGAAACAAAUUCCCUUGUGCGUCAGCACCGCGAAGCCAUACGAGAAGCUCAGGAAGAGGCUCGGGAGAAGGCAUCAGCCCUUGACUCUGUUGUCCAUGAGUACCAAGGCAAACUCAAGGAGAAAGAUGAGGAACUGUGCAAGUUUGUUCAACAGUAUGAGGAUCAGCUUGCAGACCUCACAACUCAGCAUGAGGCUCACAUCAAAGAGGUUGAAGCUACCUGGAAGUCUAGAGCUGAGAAAAUGGUUAGGCAACGUGAGAUGCAGCUACAGGAGGAAAUGGAUGGAUUGUCACAGGAGUGGAACAAGGAACGCAGAAGUCCUGCACCUGAAUCCACAGAAGAAAUCCAGGAACUUGAAAGACUAACCCAAGUGGCUGCAGCAGCCUUUAGAAGUGGCACUGAUUCUGUUGAACUUCUCAAGAAGCAAGUGGCUGCUCAACGAAAGGAGCUUGAGGAAGUCAAGCUGAACCAUGGCAAAGAGAUAGGGGAGCUUAAGGCACUAUUAGAACUUAAAAGAAGAACGAGAGGAGGAGGGAGGUGGAAGUGGAGGAGGAGGUGGAGGGGUCAGACUUGGAGUAGCUCUUGAGGAAGCAGCAGAAUUCGAGUACCUUAAGAAUAUCUUGUACCAGUACAUGCUUGGA
This is a messenger RNA of Penaeus vannamei (Pacific white shrimp), 1347 nucleotides long. NCBI's taxonomy places the organism in Eukaryota, Metazoa, Arthropoda, Malacostraca, Decapoda, Penaeidae. The record is from RefSeq and is a predicted model, not a curated record.